UCAAAGAGUCAAAGUCAUGUUUACGUCAAUUGAAAUUAAUAUUUUUCGCAAUAUCAAUUCAAUAGCCAUUUUGAAUAAUACUAUAAAAGAUAUGAAUAAAAUUAUUGAUUUUUAGAACAAAGGUGACCGAAAAAUCUGUACUUUAGAAGUACUUAGAAAGUGGCUUAAUAAAGAUGGCGGUAAUAAAUUGUGUUAAAAUACAAUAUAUCUAAAAGUUGUGAGAUAAUUAAUUAUUGAUAAGCUGGUAAAAUAGGUAGCACAAAAUGUCAGUAAAGGAAUUAAAAAGUCUAGAGAAUGAAAUGACAUUCAAAGAAGAACGGAAAGACCCCACCUCGUUUCUGCCAGACGAGCCUAUGACAUACGAAAUCAAGAAGAAAAAGAAGAAGAAGAAGAAAAACAAAGAGCGGGAUCCGUUCGGAGAUAUAGUGGUGAAGAAUGAUGAAGUAACUUUAGAGAUGCAGUUGGAUCCGGAAGUUAAUAUCAAAGUGGAGAAUAUUGAAGUGGAGUUAGAUUUUAAUGAUUUUGCAGAUAACGCGGGGCUAAUGGUUGAGGGACCGCAGAGCGAGGAAAGCCAAGAGCCCGAAGUGAAACUCGAAGCGCAGAGCCAUGAAGCCGUGCUGCUCACUUUUGAAAGCGUUGUCAACAAAACGUUGCUUGAAUACUAUCAAAAUGCCGAAUAUACGAAUGGAGAUGUGAAACCAAUGAUAGGUUUUAACCAUGAAGACAACUCUGUAUUCGGAUACAGCCAGGGUAUAGCAAUGGAAACUGCUCCUACGCAUGUGUGCAAAGUUUGCCACCUAGUCUUUCAAUCGCACAAAACUCUGCGAAUGCACCAAAAAAGAAAACACAAAGUUUUUAGGAAGUAUUUUAAGCAUGUUUGCGAUCAUUGUGGUAUGUCGUAUGAACAAAAGAACAGUCUAGUCGCUCAUAUUAGGAGAAAGCACGGUCCGGAUGCCACCCCGGAUGACAGGGAAGAGCGGACGUGUGAAGUUUGUUCCCUAGUCUUCAAAGGGAACACAAGGUUACGUAUGCACAUGAGAAGGAAACACGGAUCGUUUCAAGAUUCCUUCAAAUAUAGCUGUCAGAUAUGCGGUCUUACUUAUGAAAAGCAAAGGAGCUUAAUAGUGCACCAGCGAAGAAAACAUUCUUCUAUCAAGAAGCCGGUUUUGAACCAAUGGUUUAACUGUCCGUUUUGCCCUAAAAUUUUUACGAGACGUGAAACGUAUGUGAGGCAUGUUCAAAGGAAGCACAAAUUGGCCGAUGAAGAUGAUAUAAAAAAAGAAUUACCUGUGAAGAAGGAAGGAACUGGCGAAAUGAAAUGUGCGCAGUGUCCAUUGUUGUUCUCGUCGGUCAAUCAUUUGAAGUUACAUAUGAGAAGGAAGCAUAACGCGUUGACUGAGGAUUUUAGACUGAAAUGUAGGAUGUGCAAUUUGUCAUACAACAGGGUAGAGAGUCUCAAGAGGCAUGUGAGAAGGAAGCAUGCCGAGGGGUUGCAUUGCGAAGUGUGUAACAAACAGUUUGGCAGUCGAGAAGAAUACCUUAGCCACUCCCACGUGAAAAAACACGCAGAAUGUUCCAUUUGCGGAUUGAUAUUCGCUUCCGAAGGCAAUUUGGGGAAGCAUCAGAGAUUGACGCACAAGAUUGAUGUGCCGAAACACGUUUUCUGCAAUAUAUGUAACAAUGGAUUCUUUGAUAAUCGCCAGUUGAAGGCGCACUCGAUGAAAGUACAUUUGAAAGUGUCAUAUACCUGCACGUUCUGCAGUAAGGUCUUCAAAGCUAAAGAGAGUUACAGAAGGCAUUUGAUAUUUAAGCAUUCUGAGAAUAAUACUGUUAAGAAUGAAGUGCAGAAAUGCGACAGUUGCCCGGCUACAUUCCCUGACGAAUUUGAACUCUGCCGUCAUAUAAAUAGUGAACAUAGAAACGCUGAAGACAAGGAACAGAUACAUUUAGUCAAAGUGAAAGAAGAGGAAGGUGUGAAAGAUUUGUUCCGAUGCACGAGAUGCCCCGAAUCGUACACAACUUGGGAGCAAUUGCGGGUGCAUCACGAACAAAAUCAUCAUUUGCCGGAAGAAACGCAAUGUCAGAUGUGCGGUGAGAUGGUGCCAGGUAAUGCUUUGAAAAAGCACAUCAAAAUGAUACAUAUAGACGAGCCACAGUGUAAGUAUUGUGAAUUCAAAACGAAUAACCGAGCUAGUAUGACACAGCACAUUCUAAGACACAAGAAUGUGACAACGUUGCACUGUGACUACACAGGGUGUAGGUAUAAAACUUAUUACGAAGGUGCUAUGCAAAGACAUAAGCGGAAGCAUGCGGAAAUUGGAGUCAAACUUCAGUGUACGAAAUGUCCGUUCCAAACAAUGAAUAAAUACAUUUUGAGAUAUCACGAGGAAGCCCAUAUGACUGGUAAGAAGCGUUAUAUGUGCGACCAGUGUGACUAUGCAACGAUAUUGCCAGCUAAUCUGGUGCAGCACAAAUAUAAGCAUUCCGCAGAAAAAAGAUUCAAAUGCGAGGUUUGUCCGUUUGCAACUAAAUACAAUACGUCUCUAAGGUUCCAUGUGAAGAAGAAACACUGUGAUCUCCCAUCGCUCAGUUGAAUUUUUUUUUGUUAUUUUUUAUUAUUAAAAUAAUUUGGUGUUAGA
Amyelois transitella is the source of this 2639-nucleotide messenger RNA. RefSeq names its product zinc finger protein 616. Bases 264 to 2594 code for a protein of 776 amino acids. Lineage: Eukaryota; Metazoa; Arthropoda; Insecta; Lepidoptera; Pyralidae. The transcript has 3 exons. The record is from RefSeq and is a predicted model, not a curated record.